GUGCGGAUUGUGUCAUUUUUUAUACAGAUUCUUUCUUGUAUAGUAGAAAGUAGCGACAGCUCUAAAUGCGCUGAAUAGAUGACUACAGCUUAAAAUGAGUGUUUAAAACUACCGGUACUUUAAAGUACCGUCGGGACACAAAGGGUUAAUCACACUUUAAUCAUCUUUAAGCUCAAAUUUAAAGUAUAAAUCAUUCCUUCACUCUUAAAAAUAAAACGAUUUAAAAACAAAAUCAUCUCUAACCUUGACAUAAUCACCCAUUGUAUAAUUUUUAUCAUAACACAAUAACACCUCCGCUUCUCUCUUCACUCACCUUCAUUUUAUUAAUUGAACAAUGAAAUUACAUUGGAGAAUUGAUCGCAAAUUUAAUUCAAAAUCAAGCUAUAAAAUUUUCUUAAUCACUAGUGCUUUGUUACUAAAAUUACUUCUUUUAAUCCUGCUAUAUUCAUAUUUAGCAAUACAUUCUAAACACCACUGUGAUUAUUUAGAAGAUUUUCCGAACCUUACGAGCAUUUUCGACGUAAGACGACCUAAAUCGCAAUCAAUCUUUUUCUUGGUUACCCCUUGUAAGAAUGUUUUUACCAAAAGAGACGCUUGUGCGGUUGAAGCCGCGUCACGAACGAACAAAAAUACAGAAGUCUUUGUCUUGUACACCCAUCCAAUUAGAAGCGGAAAGAAAGAUUUGUAUCUAAACGCCGUCUUAUCAUAUAAGAACGUCAACUUUAUUUACCUCGAUGUUAAGAAGUAUAUAAAAGGAACCCCUUUGGAGAAACUAUUCCAUACGAGAAAACUAAACAGGGAUUUCGUGAAAGAACUCCUCGCUCUUUUAACUUUAUACAGAUAUGGAGGGAUUUAUCUUGAUUUGGACGUCCUUAUUUUGCGAGAUUUGAAGCGGAUUUAUGGAAAUUUCAUUGGGUACGAUGGCGAAACCUUAAACACCUCAUUUAUGGGGUUUAAAAACGAUACCGUUGCGGAAAAUUACAUCUUUAGAAUAAUCGAUCAAAUCAAUUUAAGAUAUAACGGGGAGAAUAGUGUUUCACCCUUUAUUACUGAAUUAAUCGAAGAACUUUGCGACACAAAAAAUUUAACCAUAAUCUCAAAACGACAAUGUGUUCGAUACAAAGUUUUCCCAAAAGAAUUUUUUUACCCAAUAUCAUCGAUUGACUCGAAAAUACUUUAUAACAAAAACCCAAAUGAAAACGUUUUUAAAAUAAUAAAAAACAGUUUAACUCUUAACACAUUCUCUAAGAACCAUUUAAACGUUGAGAUGCCAACCGUUUCUUCGUACCCCUACGUUAACAUAGCUAAAAAAUACUGCCCGAAAGUUAUAAAUACUUUAAAUUAUAUUUGAAAUGAAAUAAAUAAAAUUUUUAAUUUCCUAACCAAACAAUUAAAUUUGAUUCGAAGGAAUCGAAACUGAAAAGGAUUAAUUAGGAAAACCUGGUAGCUCCCAAAAGCAUUGUUUUCGAGCUUUUGUGUAUAGUCACCUUUAAGACGACCGGAUCCGGGAUUCAUUAGAAAGGUGAGGUUAUUAAAUUUGAAAUAAUGGAGGCGAGGGUGGAAACGGGUUUUAGAAAAGAGAGGAAAACCCCGUUCGAUUCGAAGUAGGAAAAAGAAUUGUAUUCGGGCGCGUAUUUCUCUCCAUCGACAAUUAUGGCCCUGUCUGGUCUGGCGGAUGACAAAUGUAUCCCGGGAUAUUGGCAGAACUGAGGCGGAAGGGCGAAUGGAGAAAUAAACACCGAGGAAGGAGAGGCUGUAUUUUUGCUCUCUCUUGAUAUUAAAGCGUGACCGGGGGCGGGUGCGGAUCCUGACGGAAAAGGGGGAGAAAUAGGAAGGUUCCUUGCGGAUUGUUUUUAUUGGAACGAGAUGAAAGGGGGAUGAAAGAGAACUGGCGGGACCUCGAUGACCGGAGUUUUAAUCAAAAGUAACUUUAAAAGCGAUACGUUAUACACUUUCCCCGUUGAUGUUAAAUUAAUAAAAUAGUCAAUACUCUUGUUUUUGUCCAAUCAACUAAUAAUUAAUUUUAUCAUUGAUACUGCUAAAAUUGAUACUUUGUGAUAUAUUUUUGUUAUCGAUAAUUCGAAAAUAAUUUUUUAAACCUUAACUUAAUCAGAUUUUACACUUGCCCUAUUCACAUCGUGCUAAAAAGAGUAAUUUUUAUGUUUAGAAAUUUGCCUAAACAAGGUAC
Messenger RNA from Onthophagus taurus, 2188 nucleotides. RefSeq names its product lactosylceramide 4-alpha-galactosyltransferase-like. Gene Ontology annotation, molecular function: hexosyltransferase activity. Gene Ontology annotation, biological process: glycosphingolipid biosynthetic process. The record is from RefSeq and is a predicted model, not a curated record. NCBI's taxonomy places the organism in Eukaryota, Metazoa, Arthropoda, Insecta, Coleoptera, Scarabaeidae.